AGUAUCGGAACGCAUGCUGUAAAAACAUGGCGGCGGCAAUUGUUAGUUCGGCUCGUCAGGUGGGGAGGCUAACAAAUGCUGCCAGAAGACUUUAUUCAGACCAAUUCCCGAAAAUAACAACACAUUAUACGAUACACCCUAGAGAUAAGGACCCAAGAUGGAAAGAUAUAAAUAUGGAGCGUAUGGCAGAGGAGACAGACAUCCUGAUCAUCGGUGGUGGUCCGGCGGGCAUGGCUGCGGCCAUCAGGGCUCGGCAGAUUGCAGAGGAGAAGGGAGCUGAAGUCCGAGUAACUCUACUAGAGAAAGCCGCCGAGGUCGGAGGCCACAUACUCUCAGGGGCCUGCGUGGACCCCAUCGCGUUGAACGAGCUCAUCCCCGACUGGAAAGAGAAGGGGGCCCCCAUGGACACGGUGGUCAAUGCUGACAAGUUCGGAUACUUGACUAAGAGCGGGAGGAUCCCUAUCCCUGUUUUACCAGGCAUGCCCAUUUACAACCACGGCAACUACGUGGUCCGGUUGGGACACCUGGUCAGAUGGAUGUCGGAACAGGCUGAAGCGGCCGGUGCCGAGGUAUGGCCGGGCUGCGCAGGCGCCGAGCUGCUCUACCGCGACGACGGGUCCCUGAAGGGCGUGGCGACGGGCGACGUAGGCAUAGCCAAGGACGGCAGCCCCAAGGACAUGUUCGAACGAGGCAUGGAAUUCCAUUCCAAGGUCACCAUCUUUACUGAAGGUUGUCACGGACAUUUAACGAAGAUGGUGUCCAAAAAGUACAAUUUACGAGAGAAGAGUGAACCACAGUCGUAUGGUAUCGGUCUGAAAGAGCUGUGGGAAGUCAAACCUGAGAACCACAAACCCGGCCUAGUAGAGCACACGAUCGGCUGGCCAUUGGACAAGAAUACAUAUGGCGGUUCCUUCAUAUACCACUUGCAAGUGCCCGAGGGCGAGGCACCCCUAGUGGCGAUGGGUUUCGUCAUAGGACUGGACUACGCUAAUCCAUACCUCAGUCCGUUUAAGGAGUUCCAGCGAUUCAAGUUGCAUCCAUAUGUAAAGCCACUGUUAGAAGGCGGGUCUCGGAUAGCGUACGGCGCCCGCGCCCUCGUCGAGGGCGGCUGGCAGUGCCUGCCGGCGCCCUCGUUCCCGGGCGGCUGCCUGGCCGGCGACACGGCCGGCUACCUCAACAUGCCGCGCAUCAAGGGCACGCACAACGCCAUGAAGAGCGGCAUGUUGGCGGCCGAGGCCGCGAUGGAUCUCAUCAUAUCGGGCGAGGCCACUCACGAAAAAGGCGUCGUUCCCUCUGCAUACGAAGACAAACUUAAACAGUCCUUCGUUUACAAGGAAUUGAAGCAAGUCCGCAAUGUGCGUCCCUCUUUCCACACGAAGCUGGGUCUGUGGGGCGGCCUGGCCUAUGGCGGCUUCUCCAUGGUCUCGCGCGGGGCCGAACCCUGGACCUUCAGCCAUGGAGGAGCGGACCACGCGAAACUAAAGCCGGCAAAGGAAUGCCAGCCUAUUGAAUACCCGAAACCAGAUGGAGUCAUCACGUUUGAUUUACUAUCGUCCGUAGCGUUGACAGGCACUAACCACGAGGGCGACCAGCCCCCGCACUUGACGCUGCAAGACGACUCGGUCCCCGUCAAGACCAACCUCGGCGUCUACGACGGGCCAGAGGCGCGCUUCUGUCCCGCAGGUGUAUAUGAAUAUGUACCAAUGGAAACUGGAGACGGACAGAGACUACAAAUAAAUGCACAAAACUGUAUACAUUGUAAGACGUGCGACAUCAAGGACCCGUCGCAGAACAUCAACUGGGUGGUGCCGGAGGGCGGCGGUGGACCCGCAUACAACGGCAUGUAAAACACA
This is a messenger RNA of Cydia amplana, 1853 nucleotides long. RefSeq names its product electron transfer flavoprotein-ubiquinone oxidoreductase, mitochondrial (gene Etf-QO). The transcript has 15 exons. Bases 27 to 1847 code for a protein of 606 amino acids. NCBI's taxonomy places the organism in Eukaryota, Metazoa, Arthropoda, Insecta, Lepidoptera, Tortricidae. The record is from RefSeq and is a predicted model, not a curated record. Gene Ontology annotation, cellular component: mitochondrial inner membrane. Gene Ontology annotation, molecular function: electron-transferring-flavoprotein dehydrogenase activity; iron-sulfur cluster binding. Gene Ontology annotation, biological process: electron transport chain.